Molecule: messenger RNA, 1590 nt
Organism: Penicillium nucicola
Lineage: Eukaryota; Fungi; Ascomycota; Eurotiomycetes; Eurotiales; Aspergillaceae
Product: putative endosome-associated ubiquitin isopeptidase (AmsH)
Exons: 2
Coding region: 1-1590 (529 amino acids)
Biological process (GO): protein K63-linked deubiquitination
Cellular component (GO): endosome; membrane
Molecular function (GO): metal-dependent deubiquitinase activity; K63-linked deubiquitinase activity; protein binding
Source: RefSeq, a predicted model, not a curated record
AUGGCUUCCCCCAUCGGCACCGGAGGUACUCCACCUCAGAGCGUGGAGAACAUCACUCGCAUCGCCCAAAACUACGAGUACAACUCAAAUGUUCGCUUGCGAUACUGGCUGAGAACGGCGGCAACGAUUUUACGAGAGGCUCAUAUCUACGAAUCGGAAGGACACGACGAACAAGCAUAUCUCCUCCUCUUUCGACAUGCCCAGCUGAUCCUAGUUCAUCUUUCGAAACACCCGGAUACAACCAAGUAUGAAGAAGACCGCAAAGCCUUGGUGGCUGCCGAGAAAGAGGUGGAGAAGAACCUCAGCAAGCUGGAGGUUCUAAGACCCAGGAUCAAGAAGCGAUAUGAGCGCUACACUCAGCUGAUGCGCGAACGUCAAUCUCGAAAACUGCCAACUCAAUCCAAAAUCAUCCCGGAGCCGUCAGCGCAAGUUACAGACCCCGCCCUGGCCGGUGUCGCCGAACCCUUGGAAGCCGGUGAGAAUCGGGAUCUCGCUGUUCAGCUUGCACAAUAUGAGCUCAAUCGGCGUGCCACUGUCAGGGGUGCCAAAGGAUUAUCGCCAGCGGAACUGGAGGCCCGUCGUGCAGCCGGCGUAUGGGGCGAUUGGGAAGCUGCGUCGAAACCGGAUACUCGACCCGGUGAUCAAGACUUGAGCCGGCGAAUUCAAAAUAUCAGAUCCAACAUUGAUAACACGCAUCAGCCUGCUUAUGACCAGCGUGUCAAGGAUUCAACCAGUGGAGUUUCGUCCGUCUACAAAUACCCAAGCGUGCCGCGCCAGAAGCCUCUGGAGCCUACUGUAUCUCCAGGCCAGAUUGCCAUUCUUGAUAAGAAUGUCGAACGUCAUGCGCCCCCUAUCUUGCCUCCGAAAGAGCAUAUUGAGCCCAGUAGGGCCUCAAUCAUAAACACGACUGCACCGCCAAUUCCAUUCAAAGUGGCACCAACCCCACCACUGCCCGACAAGGUGCAAGCAGAGACAACGAGCACUACGCGGUCUGAUCUUGACCCAUCCAGUUAUACCUUCAAACCCUCCGCCUAUCUGGAAAAUGGCACUCCCUUGCGCUCCGUCUUUCUACCAGCCGACCUCCGAAGUCGCUUUUUAUCACUGGUUUCUCCCAAUACCCGCAACAACUUGGAGACAUGCGGAGUUCUUUGUGGUACUCUCGUCUCCAACGCACUUUUCAUCUCCAAAGUCGUGAUUCCAGAGCAGACUUCGACAUCGGACACCUGCGAAACGGAGAACGAGUCUGCUCUCUUCGACUACUGUGAUUCGGAGGACCUGAUGGUUCUCGGAUGGAUUCACACACACCCAUCGCAGACCUGUUUCAUGAGCUCUCGCGACCUGCACACACACUGCGGCUAUCAAGUCAUGCUCCCGGAGAGCAUCGCUAUUGUGUGCGCCCCAAGCAAAGACCCGGACUGGGGCGUGUUCCGUCUCACUGACCCGCCAGGACUUAAGACUGUCUUGAACUGCACGCAGACGGGUCUAUUCCACCCGCAUGCGGAGGAAAACAUCUACACUGGAGCUUUACGACCGGGGCACGUGUUUGAGGUCAAUGGACUCGAGUUUGAGACAGUAGAUCUGCGUCCUUAG